AUGCAGCAGGCAGCGAAUCCUUGCGAUGUGCCACCCCGGCAAGUCAGCAGCAUGGAUGAGUCCCAAACGUCAUUGAGGAGCAAGGGCAAAGUGAAGGCCGACAAAAACCAAAGAGCAGCUUUACAGAGCCUAGACGGCGCAGACGUGUUGCAGUUGCUCCUGCAGCAAGUCUUUGAGCGUGCUUCUUUGGAUGGGGUGCUUAGCGAGUCUUUCUACCUGCAGCAGCAGAUCCACUGGGAGAUCGAGAAGUGCUCCAGUCCCCGGCUUCCAUCACCCAAGACAAUGAGGACCAUGAGGAAUUUGCAAAAACUCCUCUCGCGCAUGAGCUGGAAGCAAAUGAUUCAGUUUAUCGGGCAUAACCCUGUUUGGAGUGACCACAGCUUCCUUGAUCACGUGCACACACAGAUGGCCUCCUGUAGGGCAGGCAAUACGUGUGACCUUAAUGGUGUGAGGCUUGGCAAGUCCGUGUGGCUGUAG
Molecule: messenger RNA, 477 nt
Organism: Symbiodinium sp. CCMP2592
Lineage: Eukaryota; Dinophyceae; Suessiales; Symbiodiniaceae
Source: the annotation of a GenBank genome assembly